AUACGAAGGCAUCGCCUUCCGGGAGCUGCCUGCCGAGAUCUCUCCGCUUCGCUGCCCGCCUACCGAGAAGUGACCGACCGAGCGGGGGGAGAAAGAGGAGGAGCAGCAGAAGCAGCCAUGGCGGACAAGGCAGUGACCAUCCGGACCCGCAAGUUCAUGACCAACCGGCUUCUCUCCAGGAAGCAGUUCGUCAUUGAUGUACUUCAUCCUGGAAGACCCAAUGUCUCCAAGGCGGAGCUGAAGGAGAAGCUCGGAAACAUGUAUGAUGUGAAGGACCGAAACUCCAUCUUUGUGUUCAAGUUCCGGACUCAUUUUGGAGGUGGGAAAUCUACUGGCUUUGGUUUGAUCUAUGAUUCAGUUGAGACUGCCAAGAAGUAUGAGCCCAAGUACAGACUCAUCAGGAAUGGACUUGAUACCAAGGUAGAGAAGUCGAGAAAGCAAAUGAAGGAAAGAAAGAAUAGAGCCAAGAAAAUCCGUGGAGUAAAGAAGACUAAAGCAGGCGAUGCUGCCAAGGGAGGGAAGAAGAAGUGAGCAUCUAGAGUCUUGUUGAUUCUGAAGUCUAGGAUAUGGGAGUCAAUUUCAAUUGCAAUAUGUUCCCUUGUUAGGACGUAGCUAUGGAGUGAAUUGUUUGUUUCUGCUGUUCAAUCCGGUGUUUAGUCGGUUUACGAAUUUUGACUGUUCUGUGGAGGACGAAAUUUUAGAAACAGAGAUGAAGAGGCUUUGAGAGAAUGUUCUUGCUUUUGUUAAAGAUACUUAGUGAUCAAAGCUCCUGUAAUUUUUGGUCUUCGGGAAAGGACUCCCCUCGUUUCUUCUCGUUUUA
Molecule: messenger RNA, 820 nt
Organism: Eucalyptus grandis
Lineage: Eukaryota; Viridiplantae; Streptophyta; Magnoliopsida; Myrtales; Myrtaceae
Product: 40S ribosomal protein S24-1
Exons: 5
Coding region: 118-531 (137 amino acids)
Biological process (GO): translation
Cellular component (GO): ribosome
Molecular function (GO): structural constituent of ribosome
Source: RefSeq, a predicted model, not a curated record